AGGCGGCGGCGGCGGCGGCGGUAGGUUGGGCCCGGCGGGGCGGAGCGGCGGUCCCGGCUCCUGCGGCGGCCCGCGGUGACGGGCGGUGCGCGGUGUCCCUUGGCAGGGUGCGAGGCGUGACGGGAGCGCCCGGCGGAGCGGCGCGCCGCCGUGGAUGAGAGCCCGGCCGGCAGCGAGGCGGCGCCGCAGCCCGGCCGGCAGCCAUGGCCGCCGUGGUGGCCAAGCGCGAGGGGCCGCAGUUCAUCAGCGAGGCGGCGGUGCGGGGGAACGCCGCCAUCCUGGACUACUGCAGGACGUCGGUCUCGGCCCUGUCGGGCGCCACGGCGGGGAUCCUCGGCCUGACGGGCCUGCACGGCUUCAUCUUCUACUUCCUGGCAUCCGUCCUCCUCUCCGUGCUCCUGGUGCUGAAAGCCGGCCGGCGGUGGAACAAGUACUUUAAAUCCCGACGGCCGCUUUUCACGGGGGGGCUUAUAGGGGGGCUCUUCACCUACGUCCUGUUCUGGACUUUCCUGUACGGCAUGGUUCACGUCUACUAAACUAACCAGGAGCCACGUUAGCUGCAGCGGUUUUUAACGAAGCAGGAGGACUGUUGCCAAGUUACCUACACAGCUAGGCCAGCUCACCUUUUACACUGUUGUUCAUCGCUUGUAUUGUUAAUACUGUCAGUAAAUUAUGUCCAAGUACAAAUGAAUCGGUAGUACUGUUCUAAUUAAAUUGAAUGUGAAGCACCA
Falco peregrinus (peregrine falcon) is the source of this 731-nucleotide messenger RNA. It is a transcript of the gene EMC6, whose product is annotated as ER membrane protein complex subunit 6. Gene Ontology annotation, cellular component: endoplasmic reticulum; membrane; EMC complex. The record is from RefSeq and is a predicted model, not a curated record. Gene Ontology annotation, biological process: protein folding in endoplasmic reticulum; autophagosome assembly. NCBI's taxonomy places the organism in Eukaryota, Metazoa, Chordata, Aves, Falconiformes, Falconidae. Bases 204 to 536 code for a protein of 110 amino acids. The transcript is spliced from 2 exons.